AUGGAGGCAGAGAAAGACUCUGGAAGAAGAUUGCGAUCUAUUGGCAGAAGGCGGUACGAUGAGAACGAGGACCUCUCGGACGUGGAGGAAAUUGUCAGCAUCAGGAGUUUCAAUUUGGAAGAGAAAUUAAAGAGUAAAAUGUAUCACGGGGAUUUCGUGCAUGCCAUGGACGGGAAAGAUUUUACUUUUGAGUAUGUGCAAAGAGAAGCUCUCAGAGUUCCCCUUAUCUUCAGAAAUAAGGAUGGACUGGGAAUUAAAAUGCCUGACCCGGAUUUCACCGUCAGAGAUGUGAAGCUAUUAGUGGGAAGCCGACGGAUAGUGGACGUGAUGGAUGUGAACACGCAGAAAGGUGUUGAAAUGAGCAUGUCUCAAUUUGUCAGAUACUAUGAAACACCAGAGGCCCAGCGUGAAAAACUCUACAAUGUCAUCAGCCUGGAGUUCAGUCACACGAAGCUGGAGAACAUUGUCAAGCGCCCCAAUGUGGUGGACUUAGUUGACUGGGUGGAUAAUAUGUGGCCACAGCAUUUGAAGGAGAGACAGACGGAUGCUACCAAUGCUAUUUCAGAGAUGAAAUACCCCAAAGUGAAAAAGUACUGUUUGAUGAGUGUGAAAGGAUGCUUCACUGAUUUUCAUAUUGAUUUUGGUGGCACUUCAGUGUGGUAUCACGUUUUCCGUGGGGGGAAGAUCUUCUGGCUGAUUCCGCCUACUCUGCAGAAUCUAGAACUUUAUGAAGAAUGGGUUCUCUCAGGAAAGCAAAGUGAUAUCUUUCUGGGAGACAGGGUGGAACGAUGCCAAAGAAUUGAGCUGAAACAAGGCUAUACAUUCUUCAUUCCUUCAGGGUGGAUACAUGCAGUUUAUACUCCAGUAGAUUCUCUCGUGUUUGGUGGAAAUAUCCUGCAUAGCUUUAAUGUUCCCAUGCAGCUUCGCAUCUAUGAAAUUGAGGACAGAACAAGGGUGCAUGCCAAAUUCCGUUAUCCUUUCUACUAUGAAAUGUGCUGGUAUGUUCUGGAGAGAUACGUGUCCUGUGUGACCCAGCGCUGCCACCUCAGCAAAGAGUACCAGAAAGAAUCAAUGUUAAUUGAUGCAAAAAGAAAACGCAGCACAGACAGCUAUUCAUCAGAUUCGUGGUUAGACAUGGAUGAAGAAUCUUGUGAUGCCCAUAUCCGGGAGGAGAAGGAUGACAGCUUGGAUAAGAACUCCAAAUCCUUGGUGGAUGGCUCCUCCUCACCCAACAGCACACACUCAGAAGGGAAGGAGGGUGCAGGAAGAAAACAAAAAGCCACAGUAAUGAGAUACCUAAAAAGAACUUUGUCUAAUGAGUCAGAUGACAGCGUAAAAUCAACGACCCCCACGGACUAUCCCAAAACACCAACAGGGUCUCCAGCUACAGAAGUUUCAACCAAAUGGACUCACCUUACAGAAUUUGAACUGAAGGGCUUAAAAGCCCUGGUGGAAAAGCUUGAAUCUCUCCCAGAGAACAAGAAGUGUGUUCCAGAAGGCAUCGAAGAUCCGCAGGCUCUCCUGGAGGACAUGAAGAACAUACUGAAGGAACAUGCUGAUGAUGACCAAAAUCUUGCCAUUUCGGGUGUCCCCGUGGUCAGCUGGCCCAAGAAGACCGCAAAGAACAGGGCAGUCGGACGGCCCAAAGGGAAGCUGGGCACUGCUUCUGCGGUGAAGCUCGCAGCUAAUCGGACAACCGCCGGAGCACGUCGGAGGAGGACGCGAUGCCGCAAGUGCGAGGCGUGUCUGCGGACAGAGUGCGGCGAGUGUCACUUCUGCAAAGACAUGAAGAAAUUUGGGGGACCUGGCAGGAUGAAACAGUCCUGCAUCAUGAGGCAGUGUAUCGCACCGGUGUUGCCUCAUACUGCUGUGUGUCUGGUGUGUGGAGAAGCUGGGAAAGAGGACACUGUGGAAGAGGAGGAGAGCAAGUUUAAUCUCAUGCUAAUGGAAUGCUCCAUUUGUAAUGAAAUCAUACACCCAGGAUGCCUUAAGGUGAAGGAAUCGGAUGGUGUGGUUAAUGAUGAGCUGCCGAACUGCUGGGAGUGUCCAAAGUGCAACCAUGCAGGGAAAACUGGAAAACAAAAGCGCGGACCAGGAUUCAAAUACGCAUCAAAUCUCCCAGGCUCAUUGCUGAAGGAACAGAAAAUUAACAGAGACAAUAAGGAAGUAACAGAUGCUGCAAAACGGAAAGGGGAUUGUGAAGAAACUCCCAGGCGGAAAUCAGAGGAACAUUCCAAAAAGACUCAAGUUGACUCAAUACUGAGGAGAAAGUCAGAUGAAGUGCAUCUGUGGAGGAAAAGGAAAUUUGAGAAACCCCAGGAACCCACUAUGAGAAAGCGGCUAAAACUUGGAAAAGAAGACAAACUCUUCAGGAAGAAGCGGCGAUCGUGGAAGGCUCCAGAUGACCGAACUGCCAUGAUGAAACCCCUGCGGCGCCUCAAGCAGGAGCCGGAGGAUGACCUGCCAGAAGCACCUCCCAGGUCCAAGGAUAGUGACCAGUCACGGUCCAGCUCGCCCACCGCAGGUCCCAGUACGGAGGGUGCCGAGCCCAGGGACAAGAAGAAGUUCAAGAUGCGGCGGAAAAGGCGGCUUCCCAAUAAGGAACUGAGCAAGGAGCUCAGCAAGGAGCUCAACCAGGAGAUCCAAAAAACCGAGAACAGCCUUGCCAAUGAGAAUCACCAACCCAUCAAAUCUGAACCUGAGAGCGAGAAUGAGGAACCUAAGCGUGCUUUGAACAAUAGCGAGAGACUCCAUAAGUUCAGCAAAGGGUUAAACGGGACUCCUCGGGAGCUGAGGCACCAGCUCAUCCCCAGUCUGCGAAGCACACCUCGGGGAAUAACCCGGCCACCGCCUUCGCUCUCUCCUCCCAAAUGCAUUCAGAUGGAACGGCACGUUAUCCGGCCGCCUCCUAUCAGCCCCCCUCCGGACUCGCUCCCCCUGGAUGACGGGGCAGCCCACGUGAUGCAGAGGGAAGUCUGGAUGGCUGUCUUUAGCUACCUCAGUCAUAGAGACUUGUGCAUCUGUAUGAGAGUUUGCAAGACCUGGAACAGAUGGUGCUGUGACAAAAGAUUAUGGACCAAAAUAGAUUUAAACCAUUGUAAAUCCAUCACUCCACUUAUGCUUAGUGGCAUUAUUAGGAGACAGCCUGUAACCCUUGAUCUUAGCUGGACAAAUAUAUCUAAAAAGCAGCUGAGUUGGCUUAUCAACAGACUGCCAGGUCUUCGAGACCUGCUGUUAUCAGGGUGCUCAUGGAUAGCAGUGUCGGCACUUUGUAGUUCCAGUUGUCCUUUACUCCGAACUCUGGAUGUGCAGUGGGCAGAAGGCCUGAAAGACGCACAAAUGAGAGACCUCUUGUCGCCACCCACAGAUAACCGGCCAGGUCAGAUCGACAACCGGAGUAAACUACGGAACAUAGUUGAGCUGCGUUUGGCUGGCCUGGAUAUUACAGAUGCUUCUUUGCGGCUGAUCAUCAGGCACAUGCCUCUGCUCUCCAAACUCAAUCUUAGUUACUGUAAUCAUGUGACAGAUCAGUCUAUUAACCUGCUGACCGCGGUUGGAACCACCACGCGGGAUUCAUUAACGGAAAUUAAUUUAUCAGACUGCAAUAAGGUGACUGACCAGUGCCUGUCUUACUUCAAACGUUGUGGAAACAUCUGCCAGAUCGACCUGAGGUACUGCAAGCAAGUGACAAAAGAAGGCUGCGAGCAGUUCAUAGCGGAAAUGUCAGUAAGUGUUCAGUUUGGGCAGGUGGAAGAAAAACUUCUGCAAAAACUGAGUUAGUUA
Molecule: messenger RNA, 3783 nt
Organism: Gavia stellata (red-throated loon)
Lineage: Eukaryota; Metazoa; Chordata; Aves; Gaviiformes; Gaviidae
Gene: KDM2B
Product: lysine demethylase 2B
Exons: 22
Coding region: 1-3780 (1259 amino acids)
Biological process (GO): regulation of transcription by RNA polymerase II; protein demethylation
Molecular function (GO): DNA binding; zinc ion binding; histone demethylase activity
Source: RefSeq, a predicted model, not a curated record